Patiria miniata (bat star) is the source of this 2343-nucleotide messenger RNA. Its product is annotated as sperm receptor for egg jelly-like. The coding region runs from base 1 to 2343 and encodes 780 amino acids. NCBI's taxonomy places the organism in Eukaryota, Metazoa, Echinodermata, Asteroidea, Valvatida, Asterinidae. The transcript has 16 exons. The record is from RefSeq and is a predicted model, not a curated record.
AUGACGAGUCCCGUUAUAGACAGCGCCCGCUGGCGCCCGCUGAAUGGUCAGAAUGACGCAGUCAAGACGCAGUGGAGAAUCUAUUCCAAGUCAGCGACUGGACGCUGGGAAAGGAGGCCAAAAGAGGAAUGGGAGGAAUUUUCCAGGACACCGCCGGACCGAGCAAACUUUGUCAUCGACCCUGGCUUCUUCCAAGAAUCUACGACGUACCUCUUGAAGCUGAUCGGCUCCAGAAAUCCUGAUUUCUCCAAUGCAGGAUCAGUGUCAGAGGAAGCUGACGUCAACAAUCGUCCCCACAACGGCACUUGCUCAAUCGCGCCACUAGAGGGUGAGGCGCUCACCACUGACUUCAGCAUCUCGUGUGAGGGUUGGAUGGACGUGCCUGAAGAUCUCCCUCUGUCAUAUACGUUCAAAGUGGACAAUGGCGGCGCAUCCUCCAUAAGGACAAUUCACGCAAGCACUAGACCUGAACUGGACCGGCCAACCAAACUCAACCAAGGCCUGCCAGAGAAUGACUACGUGGUGCGCAUCACCAUUGAUGUAACAGAUCGCUUAGGUUGCUUCAAGACAGUCGAUCUACAAGUCAAGGUUCUUCCGCCAGACAACAGCACAGAUGUGACCGGCCAGCUCAAGACCAUUGAAUCCAACAUGGAGAAUCUGUUUGCCGAUGCCAAGAUGGGAUCAGCAGCUAACCUGGUCAUAGCCGCAGCAGACUUCCUCAACACUGCAAACAACGGAACUGAAAGCUCAAACACUGAUGUCGUGGACCCUGAUGCUUCUGAGGAAAGGACCAAGAUGAGAGGUAACAUGGCAGAGAUGCUGUCGGAAGCCCAAGUCGGCACUGUGGAGGGAGUACAGCAGCUUUCGUCUGCCAUGGCAGCUGUUACCAAGGUACCACAAGAGGUAUCCCAGAAUGCAAGGACCCGUCUGCUGGGAUCCAUGGAGGGGUACAGCAAGGUACUGCAGAAUAACUCUCGAUCCAAUGAUCCAAUCAGUGUGGAGAUGUUGGAGGCGGCCACUGCAGUAUGCAUGGAGGUAGUCGAAAACAUCGUAGAGGCUACCCACAGCACUGGUGUUGAGGAAGCGGUUGACGGCUCUGGGAUCGACAACAUGAAGAAAUCGGAGGAAGUGGUCGAUAGGUUGGCGUCCGCCAUAUCGGCCAAGAUGGUACUUGGGCAGAGUGACGUGGAAGUAUUGUCGUCGAAGUCGACUCUGAUCCUGGCCAGGUCACCAGUACUGUGGAUCAGCAACAAAACUUUCAGUUCAGGUGAUGGGAACAACGUGCAACUGCCACUGUAUGAAGAUCUCUUUCAAGACACCGACAAUUACACGGCAGUUACUCAAAAAUUCAUCAUGCGGGAUCGCAACACCAAGGUCUUUGCGACCGGCGCCCAGGAAGUCAACUCCAUGGUAGUAAGCCUGACGCUGAUCAACGACACGGACCAAUCGCCCUUGGUGGUCGCCAACACCUCCAGCCCAAUCCAAAUCAGCGUGGUCAGGAACAAAGAUCACCUGACUGUUAAUGGGUCUUCGACUGAGAAAGUGGUCUACGUCAAUCGGACUGCGCCGGUCGGGGGAAAGAUGGUUGUCCAUCAGAUAGAUGUGCCGUCUCGCAAUGCAUUGUCGUUAGAAGUGAGAUCCCUGGGUACAGACGACAUGCAGAAAGGCUCGUCAUAUGACGUCAUUCUCUACGUCUUCUUGAGACAGGGAGGAAACCCGUCACUAGAAAUACACGACUUAAACUGCACCUUAAGACAACGAGUGACAGUAGAAGAGGAUUAUAUCCCAAGCAAUGAAUCCUGGGAUCUGGGAUACAGCACCGUCCUCUCCAACGACUCCCAGACAAGAUGUUUCUUUGUCAGCGAUCAAUUGGACAUCCUCGGAAAUGGAGGAUUGCUUUCCUUACAAUACGGCGUGAACCACGAAGUAUCGCUUUCAUCCAAUGCAAUGGAUGAGAGUGACAAGACUAGUUCAGAGUCCUUGGAUAACAGACGGUUUCAUCCCAUGUACUACGCUCUUACAUCGUCCCUGUACACCUGUCUCGCAAUCGGAGAUACGCAGACUCAAUGGUCCACCCGUGGUUGUGAGGUCGGUGAGAACAGCACGGACACGAUGACACAGUGUUUCUGCAAUCACCUGACCAUGUUUGGUGGAGGUCUGAAGAUCCCCAUCAACCACAUCGACCUGUCGGACUCGGCCUUCCUCAAGCUGGAUGAGAACCCCGUAGUCUUCAUCUUCAUGAUCUGCUGCCUGUCGCUGUACCUGCUGGUCAUCAUCUGGGCACGGAAGGUUGAUAAGAGAGACAUUGUCAAGGUAUACUUGCAGUGGCAGGGGCCAUUAUGA